This is a messenger RNA of Pseudogymnoascus verrucosus, 1788 nucleotides long. RefSeq lists its product as uncharacterized. Gene Ontology annotation, biological process: phospholipid catabolic process. Gene Ontology annotation, molecular function: hydrolase activity, acting on ester bonds. The record is from RefSeq and is a predicted model, not a curated record. Lineage: Eukaryota; Fungi; Ascomycota; Leotiomycetes; Thelebolales; Thelebolaceae. Bases 372 to 1730 code for a protein of 452 amino acids. The transcript is spliced from 2 exons.
CCCAAUGGGAUCGUCGCCAUGCGUUUUUCGUCAUCGUUCACUCUGCCCUAAGGCUUCCCUACUUCUUCUCUAACACCAUGCUUUUCCAAUACUAAACUAUCAUUAGCAUCACAUGCAAGGAUUAAGUCUCACCUACCCACGCUUUCACAGUACACUACUGUCGUUUCCUGCAGCUGCAUUUCCAAACUUCGCCCCGGUCCCCUGCCUUCUGAUUUUUGUGCCACGAGCUCCAACGCGCUACUAAGCCCUACUCCUCUCCUCAUAUAAAGAUCGGCGCCCAGCAUCCUCUGUGUCGCCUGUCCCUCUUCCUUCACUCCUCACAGCCAGCCCUUCCCCGAACCUCAAUCGAAGACCCCUCACUUCCAUUGACCAUGUUCUUCUCUGCUGCCCUCGCCCUUGCUGGCGCCAAUGUGGCUCUGGCUGCUUCUUCGGCCAGUCGCCCUGCUGAGUCCACCAUCGAGCCAGCGGCUACUGCCAUCUCUGCUCUCGCCGCGGCCGCAACGCCUGUUGUCCUCACCUCUGAUGUGAAGGGUAAGGGCUUCGACCGUAUCGUUCAGAUCUGGCUCGAGAACACUGACUAUGCUCUCGCGGCCAACGACCCAAGCAUGAAGGAGCUUGCCAAGCAGGCCAUCACCCUGACCAACUACCACGCCGUGACCCACCCCUCCGAGCCCAACUACGCUGCUGUCAUCGGCGGAGACCAUUUCGGAAUGGAUAAUGACGACUUCCUGACGUUCCCAAAGAACGUGUCCACCGUCAUCGACCUCCUCGACACCAAGGGCAUCUCCUUCGGCACCUACCAGGAGCACCUCCCCUACACCGGUUUCCUCGGCUUCAACUACUCCAACCAAGCCAACUUCGCCAACGACUACGUCCGCAAGCACAACCCCCUCGCGCUCUACGAGUCCGUCACCGCCAACUCCACCCGCCUCGGCACGAUCAAGAGCUUCGUCGACUUCGAGACCGAGCUCAAGAACAAGAAGCUCCCCCAGUGGUCUUUCAUCACCCCCAACAUGACCAACGACGGACACGACACCACCAUCACCUACGCCUCCACCUGGUCCAAGACCUUCCUCACCCCCCUCCUCGCAAACGAGUACUUCAUGAACAACACCCUCAUCAUCCUCUCCUUCGACGAGGUAGACACCUACACCACCCCCAACAAAGUCUUCACCCUCCUCCUUGGUGGCGCCGUUCCCAAGUCCCUCCACGGCACCACAGAUAACACUUUCUACAACCACUUCUCCACCAUCUCCUCCGUGUCCGCUAACUGGGACCUCCCCUCCCUCGGCCGCUGGGACUGCGGCGCCAACGUCCUCCAGACCGUCGCAAACAUCACCGGGUACCAGAACGUCGUCGUCGAUACCGAGGGGCUGUACUUCAACUCCUCCUACCCCGGCCCUAUGUCCGAUGACCUCUACGACCCAACCUGGCCCGUCCCAAACACCGAUGCCAAGUGCGCGAACGGCCUCGGUGUUUUGGCCUCGGUGAAGAAGACAUGGGGUGCUAGCAAGUCUACUUACAACUACACCGCGGUGUACAACUAUGAUGCUGUUAGUGGAAACAAUGUUAAUGGCAAGGCGGUGCCCCAGGGGGGGUCGGUUAAUGGUACGGCGAAGAGCACGGGCACGGCGGGAGCGCCGAAAGCUACGUCGACUGGUGGUGCGGCUGUGAAUGCUGCGACUAUGGUGCCUGUUCUGGCUGGGUUUGUGAUGGCAGCGAUGUUGUAGAAGAUUUUAGUAGGAUAUAAUAACUCAGAUAUAGUAACCUAGACGUAGUAACUUUGAC